CUGCACUAGAGAAGUAGCUGCACUGUUCUGAAAUGGCUCCUGACUUUAGGGAACUGAUGUAAGAGAUGUGUCGAGGCUUCUAUUUCACUUUCUUGAGCUCAGAUUCCAAGAUUAAGAGAAGGCUGGGACAAGGAGAUGUCAGCAACAAAAGCAGGGAAAGUCACUACACAAGUCCAGCUGUCCUUUUUUAGCCACUUUCAGCUUCCAUUUUCUACGACAAGAAGUAUACUGGGAUUAUUAAGCGACCGUAGUUAUGUUUCCCAUUUAGAUUUUGUAACUGUAUAUGGAAGAUGAGUACCCUCAUUUGAUCUUUGGACCACAAAUUUCAGCAAAAACGGCAGCCAGACUGCGAUUUGGAAAGACCACAGGGGAUCAGGGAACUGAGAGGAGACAAAGUUGCCCAACUACAUUAAACUGCUGGAGCAGAACAGAACCUGAGCAGAAACUCUCAGCCUAUGGCUGAUUAAGGAAAAAAGGUCUAUUCCUACUUCUUCCUCAAACAUAAUUUCAAGGGUGACAACAGCUCUCUCUGGACUAAGCUAUAGUGACUCCAAAAGCCCCUCUGGACUGUGGGAUAUAGUUAUUUUGUCUCGCUCAUAUUGUGGAGAAAUUCUCCAUCCUGAGCUUCAGCAAUGAAUUUCCUCCGAAGGCGCCUCUCGGACAGUAGUUUUGUGGCCAACUUGCCCAAUGGCUAUAUGAUGGAUCUGCAGCGUCCUGAUAACUCCACUAGCUCUCCAGGUUCUCCAGCAACUGAGAGGAAGCAACAGCAGCAGCCAUCUCAGCCAUCACCCUCUUCCUCUUCUGGAACCAGUAUCUUCAGUUCCAUCUCCAGUGCCAUGAAGCAGACCACACAAGCAGCUGCAGGACUGAUGGAGCACUCGGCAAGCCUUGCUCCUGUGGCGCAGAAACCCAAGAUCCUUUUGGUGAUUGAUGAUGCUCACACGGAUUGGGCCAAGUAUUUCCAGGGGAAGAAGGUGAAUGGAGAAUUUGAGAUCCGAGUGGAACAGGCUGAGUUCUCAGAGCUGAACCUGGCUGCUUACGUUACUGGUGGCUGCAUGGUGGACAUGCAGGUCAUGAGGAACGGCACCAAAGUAGUAAGGUCCUUUAAGCCUGACUUUGUUCUGAUUCGACAACAUGCCUACAGCAUGGCACUAGGAGAGGACUUUCGCAGCCUCAUCAUCGGCCUGCAGUAUGGCGGAGUCCAUAGUGUCAACUCCCUUUACUCCAUCUAUAACUUCUGCAGCAAGCCCUGGGUGUUCUCUCAGCUAAUUAAAAUCUUCAACUCGCUGGGUCCUGAGAAGUUCCCCCUUGUGGAGCAAACAUUCUUCCCAAGCCAUAAGCAGAUGCUCACAACCCCAAAUUUCCCUGUCGUGGUCAAGCUGGGACAUGCUCAUGCUGGAAUGGGGAAGGUAAAAGUUGAGAACCAGUAUGACUUCCAGGACAUGGCCAGCGUGGUUGCCAUGGCAAAAACCUAUGCCACCACUGAGGUGUUCAUCGACUCCAAGUACGACAUCCGAAUCCAGAAAAUCGGCAGCAAUUACAAAGCUUACAUGAGGACAUCCAUCUCUGGGAACUGGAAGGCAAACACAGGUUCUGCCAUGCUGGAGCAGAUCGCAAUGACAGAGAGGUACAGACUCUGGGCGGACUCCUGCGCCGAGAUGUUUGGAGGCCUCGAUAUUUGUGCUGUCAAAGCUGUCCACAGCAAAGAUGGGAAGGACUAUAUCAUUGAGGUGAUGGAUAGCUCGAUGCCCCUGAUAGGGGAGCACGUGGAGGAGGACACACAGCUCGUAGCUGAUCUGGUUGUCUCCAAAAUGACUCAGCUUCUUGUGACUGCAGGAUCUACCCCCUCACCUCCGAGGCCUUGGCCACAACAAGUCCAGCCUCAGUCAAUGAAAUCCCAGAUGCAGCCUCAGCCUGGACCCCAGCUUGGACAACCGUCCCAACCACGGCCACCUCCUCAAGGGGGUCCACGCCAGCCUCAGGGAUCUCAGCCUCCACGGACUGGACCACCUCCACAACAACGGCUCUCUCCUCAGGGCCAGCAGCCCCAGAGUCCCCAGUCUAGCUCACCUCAGCAGCAGAGGUCACCUGGAUCCCCCCAGCUAACACGAUCUUCCACUGGGACCUCCCCAGUCCAGGCCUCCAAGCCAGGCAUCUUCCCACCACAGCAGCCUAGACCUCCUGCCCAAGGACGGGCUCCUGCUCAACAAGGCCUUGGUGAAACACCCAAGCAGCAGGCCUCCCCACAUCCACACCUGAACAAAUCCCAGUCCCUGACGAACACCUUCAGCAUAUCUGAAUCAUCACAACGGGGAAAUGCCAACGAAGAUGAGGCAAAAGCUGAAACCAUCCGCAACCUGAGGAAGUCUUUUGCUAGCCUGUUUUCUGAUUAAUAUCCCUGGAGUCAGAUUAGUGCUUUUGUUAGCCCACUCUUCGUAUCAACCUACCCGAUGUUAUCAUGGAAUUUACUCACUGGUACCUACUCUUGAAAAAUCUGGGACCAUAAUCCUUCAAGCUAUCUUUUCUAAAUGGGUUUUGCCCAGGAAUUAGUUAGCCCUAGAUGUUUUAAUUUUAAGGGUUAUUCCAACAUGGGCCAGAAAAGUGAUUAUGUAAAAAUAGCACUUUCUCACUUGGUAGAUCUGCUCUGUGUGCAUAGUUAGUCAGAUCUGCUUACUUGAGUGACCUGAAAUAAGUUCAAUGUAUUUUUUACUCCUAUUACCCCAUUCUGAGACAACACAGCUUUUGGAGAGCAAAUUAGAUUCUAUUUUGGCUUGCACGUUAUCAAUAGAAUGAGUAACUACGGUCCCUUUACAGACUCUUUAUUCUCGUUGCAGCUGGCCCAAAAGGAACAGAGUUUGAUUUCUGAUGCAAAUGUGCAGAGACAGAAGUUAGAAUAAACAUCUGUUUACUUGUAAAGUGAGCAUGGUUGAUCUGGAAAUCAUAGACACACAAUGAAUUUGGAACCUCAUAAUGCUAACUUUACAGAGUCACUUUUCUGAGCAGAAACACAUUUCAAGUAAAACUUGGUAUCAGCUGUCAGUGAGUCCCAGAGAUCAUUGGAGCAGGGUAUAUAUUGGAUUUCUGCUCUGCUCAGGGCCAUCUUACCAGUAGCAAUGUAAAUGUCUCUGUUUCAUGCCUUGAGGCUGUGUUUCCUAUAUGUGUUACUUGAUUUCUGGGAGAAAGGUGUCAUGUUAUAACCCUACAGCCAUAGCUCAAAAAUAAACCAGAAAAUAGGACUGCUGCAUAUCUUGAAAAAAUGGAUAAUUUAUGUUCAAAUAUAGUUCAUACCAACUUCAGAUAAAAUCCAUCCAAGCUGCUAAA
Mauremys mutica (yellowpond turtle) is the source of this 3321-nucleotide messenger RNA. It is a transcript of the gene SYN3, whose product is annotated as synapsin III. Gene Ontology annotation, biological process: neurotransmitter secretion. Gene Ontology annotation, cellular component: synaptic vesicle; synaptic vesicle membrane. The coding region runs from base 633 to 2393 and encodes 586 amino acids. Gene Ontology annotation, molecular function: ATP binding. The record is from RefSeq and is a predicted model, not a curated record. The transcript has 14 exons. NCBI's taxonomy places the organism in Eukaryota, Metazoa, Chordata, Testudines, Geoemydidae.